This is a messenger RNA of Mus pahari (shrew mouse), 7762 nucleotides long. RefSeq names its product chromosome 8 C10orf71 homolog (gene C8H10orf71). The record is from RefSeq and is a predicted model, not a curated record. The transcript has 5 exons. Gene Ontology annotation, biological process: positive regulation of calcineurin-NFAT signaling cascade. Lineage: Eukaryota; Metazoa; Chordata; Mammalia; Rodentia; Muridae. Gene Ontology annotation, cellular component: Z disc. The coding region runs from base 3415 to 7665 and encodes 1416 amino acids.
CUAAUUCUGCACGGGCUAGUGUUUAGAGGCCAUAGUGUUGCGAGGGAUAAUUUAGUUAGAGGGUGGAGUCCUUAUGAGUACCUUUAAAAGAGAAGACCAGAAAGACACCACCACCAUGUACAGAUAGAUUAAGAGGAUAUCCAUUCACAACCAGGAAUAGAGCCACACCAAAUAACAUGUCUUCCAUCACCUUGAGCCUGAACAUAAGACAGACAUAAGAUCUUCAGUGUUGGUACUUAAACCAUCCAUACGGUAUUUCUGUUCUAAAAGCCAAGCCAACCAGGACCAUCCCCUCCAGAAGUAUAAAGCAUAGACGAGGGCCUCUGACGCAGCAGAGCUGACAGGCAUGGCACAGAGAAUGCAAGAGCCUGGCCAAUGGAUGAGCAACAAGUCAUGGCCCAGAGUGAGGAGCUGGACUGGGAUGGCAGAGGCUCUGCAUUCGCUUAGGCUGGGAUGAGUCUUCCGAGCUGGGGACAAAUGAGCGAACUGUCAUGACUCAUUCCUCUAAAUGGCUCCUUGUGGUAUGCAUGAGCCGAUUCUUCCAAAUAGCACCCCAAAAGCCCAGCAAGAGGAAUCAAUUCCAAUUUCCCAGGGCCUUCUGGGUGUGAUAAAGUUAACUUGUCAUGUCUUCUGUCUUCCUGCUUCCCCUUACUACGAACGGAAAAUACCAUUCAAUUAAGGCGAUUACAUCCUCCCUAAGACGUUGGACUCGGAAACCACACCACAGGCAAGUGGUCAAACCAGUGGUAGAACAAACCCCAGAGGCCUCCUGUGGCAAGCAGCAAGCCUGGGGAAGCAGAAGACAUCAGUACCACACGGGGCAGCUGAGAGCAGGCUCUGGGCCAACGGAGUCAGCCCCGUGCUCCCAUAGCACAGAGUCCUCUCCAAACAGAGGGACCCGUGCUCCCAGCCGUAACAGCUGUUGUGGUUCCCAUGAAGGAAGCUGAGAUGGCCAGGAAUGUGAAAUGAGCAGCUUCCUUUUCUCCACCUACACCCUCAAUUCUUCCCCGAGUCUCACCCAGAAGCCAAGAGUAGCAAGGAAGUCCUCGGGAUGCAGCCGCUAGACCCUGAGCCCCAUCGUCUGAGUUUCUUGCUGUAGAAAACACAGAGGAGUCAGGCGGUGACUGGGGCUAAAUGGCAGCCCAAAUUCUUCCUUUUCUUUACAUGCUGUGUUAUACUGGGCAGUAUUCUGCACCUCUCUGUGCCUUCUCUCUCCACCUGUAAAAUGGUGAUAAGGCUCUGCUCAGCCCUCCUCAGAACAGUCCUGAGAAUCGAGCAAGACCCGGGGUGCGAAAGAUUACCAAGAGAGCCACAAGGUGAUGUGCAGGAGUGUACCGUGCUCUGUGUCAUCUCGGGACAGAUACAGUGCUGGCUUCCUCUGACUGUAAUCUACUUUGGGUUCUAUGCAUUGUAAGAUACCAAGAGGGCAGUGGAAUUCAAAAUUCAGAGUAACUUUUGGUAUAAAUAUUUUCCACCUUAAUAUACUUGUAAUUUACAGGGUGGUAACUCACUGUCUGGAAUCCGAAUUUCAUCAGUCAUCUCAGACUUUCAUCUGCUUGUUCUGACCGCCCUAGGACUGUCAGGUCUCCUACUGUGUCCCCUGCUCUGUAUGGAUCCCAGAGUCACGUGGCCUGGGUGUCUAGCCUAGCCCUAUCACCCAUCAGCUGGAAGGCACAGAAUGUCUGCACUGCCUCUCUGAGGCGCUGAUGUCUCAUCGCAAAAGUGACACUGACAAUGUGUAUGAGUGAUGACGUGUAAGCUGAGACCCCGCCCUGGAGUCACCCAUCAGGGCUCUGAUUGGUGGGACAGUUGUACUCGUCAUUGUGGGGUGUAAAAGAGUGGCUGGCUGUAGGUGGAGCUUCUGGAACUAAAGGUGGACACACACAAGUCUCCACACCUGGCACCUCUGGUGUUUCCAGCUGGAAUGCAAGGAGAUCAUGGCACUCCAGCUGAGGCUGGACUGUGUGGCCCUCUCAAGCCUGGGUUAGCAGUUGGCCUGAUCCCUGAGAGAGACAGAGAGAGUGUGAAGUAUCUGAGCUCUCAGCCUGCCCCCUAUCUGUGUACCACACCCUCCAGGACGCUUGUCAGCACAGACAUGCUCCCCACCACAGCAGCUGACAGCUUUUGCAGAAGGCAAGCAGACACCGGGCCCAGGGUGGAGAGAACAUAGGCAAAUUGGCCUCACUCCAAAGAUCUUCAAAUGUUGGAGAAGCAGGUUCGUACAGAAAAUAUGAGAUGGAACAGAACAUGUCACAUAAGAGAAAUGGAGUCAACAAGGAGUAAGCCAGAUGGGGGCAUAGCAAGAGGUUGUGCAGGGGCAAAGAGAGACAUUCUCUGCAGAGGGACCACCACUCAGACGAACCUGGCUAGGACAUGUCUGCAGAUCCCUCAGCCAGUGGGUGGCAGGCCAGGGCAGUCAGAGGCACAGAGCAGAGAAGUCACACUGUUCCUUCUGAGUGUGCAAGGGGCCUGGCAGGAUACAGAAGUGCAAUGACAACUUACCCUGGAACAAGGUAAGAGCGUCCCACACUUACAAGGUGCCAUGCCCACAGAGUACAUCUCAGUGCUCAGCUAGAGAAAGGGCUGAUCCAGUGUGGGCCCUCACAUUUGACUUCUUCAAUACGUUCUUAUUCAAAGAGACAGCUUUCCAAAAGAAGAAGACACAAUACCCGCUGCGUGUGCUUCUCUCCUUCUUGCUUAGUGCAUCACUCACCAGUCCCACAUUGGUGUGUGGCAGGCAUGUGUUGACAGUGUGCCAUUGUCUGCCUGGGGACCUUGACUCCCCCAGUGUUCUCUGGAGUUCUUCCAGGUUGACUGUGGCAUGCAGCGCCGAUAUUCCACUGUGUAUUCUGAUACCCACCAUUAUAUUGAUAUCAGUGGAUGACCAUCAGCAAUGUGACUGUCAAGUGGAUUCAGAGGGAGUCGCCAGACACCGGCCACUCCAAGGACAUCAAAGUUGCCCCAGCUCAGAGCACUGGAAGCAGAGAAUUAAUGGGCAGUGACGACAGCAAAUCUCAGCACGCAAACAUGUUUGAAAAACACAGAUCCUAAAAGCCAGGCCCCUGCAGCCCCACUGCCGUAACAGGGAUCAUCCAGAAUUGAAGAAAUCCUCUGAAUGAAGCUGGUAGGCAGAAGCCAUGUGGGUUUUUUCUGAGCAUCAGUGAGCAUCUCCCCUGUCUGUGUGGAACCACACUGAACCCAAGAUCAGGAAUUUGAUUUUUUAGAUUCCUCACAUAAACGAGAGAAAAAGAAAAUCCAGUUGCUAUUGUAACUAACUGGUCAUCUCAAAGCUACACCUUGGGACAAGUGGGUUUCUCUUAACCCUCACUGGAAUCUCACGGACCAGCACCUAACAGCUGACAGACACGUCCAAACAGAAGCUGACGGAGACAGUCCCAAGGAAGCUGACAGACAAUGCAGGGAAACAAAAAAUGUGCAGACGGGUUCAGUGACACCUCCAGCAUCGGCAGCAUGCUGGAUGAAGCAGACAGGGAGGUGAGCAACCUCACAGACCGGGCAUUCCGGAGUCUGUGCAUCUCGGAGGACACAUCCUUCCAUGACUCUGACCUGGCUCUGUCCCCAGAUGUCACCAGCCAGGUGUCGGGGACUUUUCACCAGGAAACAGUGGGCCAUGCCAACAGGAAAAGUGGGAUCUGGAGCCAGCUUCCAUCUCAAGGCACAGAGCAUUCUGGCUGGGCAGCCACCUUCCAACAGCAACCCAAGUACGUUCAGGGGGAGGAAAAGUACCCCAAAAACAGUCCUCUGCCAACCCCAGUCCAGAGGAGACUGGAGGUGCCCAUUUCAGGCCUGAGGAGCAGCAACAAGCCCAUCUCCAAAGUCUCAUCACUCAUUAGAUCCUUUGACAGGACAGAGACUCAAUCUUGUGACAGCCGGCCUCCUCCCAGCAAGCCUCCGGCUCUCAAAAAUCCCCCCAAGUUUGCACAUCCUCCAGAAAGUGGUGUCAACUUCUGCUUCGAUUCGGCCUUUCUGACCGUCAGGAGGGUACCUGCUGAAGUCUCCAACACCCAUCAGGGCAGCCACCAGCCUGGCAGGGCUCCUGAAGAACAAGAGUCUCCCAAGAGCCCAGAACUAGCCUCUCACAGCUCAGCCGGCCUCCUCCGGACACCUGAGCAUGGGGCUGGCUCAUUUGAGCCAAGGUAUCCCUCUCCACCCCUCAAGCCAGCCACAGCCGAGCCGGGAAGAGGGGAGGAGUGGAUUCCAAGGAGGACUUUUCUGCACAGUGAAAACAGUGCCUUUGAGUCGUGGAACACCCACCAACCAAAGCUCCGGGAGAGGAAGGACAUUGCUGAAACCACCCCAGAAAGCAAAGCCCCCAAACAUUAUGAGGACAUGCCCUCGCUAAAGGAGCCCUACCCUGCAGAGUCCAAAGUCUCCCCCUACCAGGGCCGGGCUAACUGUGCCCAGGAAGAGAACAGGUCACCGUCAGGGAUCCAGUCUACAUCUGGAGCCUGGGGUGCCAGGGAUCCAGGAUCCCAGCUAUUCCCUGUAGAGGGAAAUGCUUCACAGAUUGACCCUCCGGUAAAGCGGAGUCAGGCCCCAUGGAGGAAGCCAAAGACUGGCAAAGGAGGGACAGAUGGUCCACAUGAUGCUUUGGAAGACAAGAAACAUCCCAAUAGGAGAGGCCUACCUCUGUAUUCAAAGCUUAACCCUCAGGGUCAGCUUCCAGAAAACGGUGUUCUAGACAUGCCAGACCAGUCCAAUGACCAUUACAGUCCCCCUUUUAACAUCAGCAAACUCCUCACCCCAAUUAUAUCUACAAAGCAUGUCCUGGAAACUUCAGACACCCAACCAGUGGAAAUAAGCCCAUCCCCUCCAGGACAGCUAAAUGGAUACCAGGAAAAGGAGUCCAGUGAGGCUCAGUCUCGAGAGAGCUACAAAUCCAAAGCGCCCAGCCUGCUGUUCAACCUAAAAGAUGUUCGGAAACGUGUCAAGAGUACAUACAGUCCCUUGCCUCUCUUAAAAGGCUUUGAUGAGAAAACCAGAGGUAAACUUGAUAGCAAGCAGGAACCUCUGAGCAAUGGGGUCACCCUUCCCAAUGGGCUUGAAGAAAACCCUCCCACCGAGCUCUUGCCAGAUGAUGCCCCUAGUGUUUUGCACAGCAGCACCCAGAAGGAUCCUGCUAUCAACUCGAGAGAAUCCUUUGCAGACAGCCACCCGACCCUCAGUUCACCAUCAGCUAGCUCCCAAACCCACUUCUGUGUCAAUGGGGAAGCUGCAGAAAGGAACAGUAAUGAGAAGGAAGAAGCCAACGGAGAGUCAGGGCAGGAUCCCUCCAAGUGUGGCGGGCAUCCAGACUCCAGGGAAAACUUUCCCCGGAAACAUCUCUCCCUGAAACUCUUCAACAGGGAAUCUGAAACGGGACCGGCUAUGGAAGAAAUGAAGCCCCACCAGCUGGAGAAUGGGCUCUUGAGAUCCGUCUCCCAGGAGACAGAGACUGAGCGAGAAACGGGGUUCCAGAGUCUACCCUUGAACCAGAAGUUCUCCCCAGGACCCCUUUCCCCUGAGGAGGAGGAUGUGUUUUACAGCGACAGCCAGUCUGAUUUUACUCCAUGCCGCCAAACAAAGGCUAAAUUCAGCACCAGCUCUUCGGACCAAUCCUUCGCUUCUUUUGAAGAUCAGCAGAAGGUGUGGUUUACAGAUGGCCCCCGGGAAGACUGGAAGAGUCAUGUGAGUGCAGGUGACAAGCAGAAGGACGAGGAGGAGACAGAGACAGUGGUGGAGAAAGAAGAGCCACAGCAAUGUGCCUCGAGUAAUGAACACAGAGGUGUGGAUGAGCACAGACAGGAGGAAAUACAAAGAAAAGCACAAGGUGUUUCGGGAGGAAGACCCAGGAAAGUACCAGUGGAGGACGUCAGUGCCAGAGGCUCGUGGAUGGGGGCUGAUAAGGAUACAGCUCUUGCACACGCCAAGAACCCAACCCCCUUGCCAGCCUCCACCAACAAGCACAGACUGUUCCCAAUUAAAGACAACACACUCAGGGCCACCCCAGUGAUAAAACCUAUUAUUCUGCCUCUCCUGAGGACAGUCUCCUCAGAGGACUCACUGAGUUGUGGACACAAAGAGAAUGAAUUGCCAAGGCAACCGUGGGGCGAAGAUGCCGGCUGCCUUAGUGCCUCGGAAAGCCAGGAAAUGCCUAACACCCCACUAUCCAGUAACGUGCCGGGCACACAGCACAGGUGUGUGGUGUGCGAGGACGUGCAGGAGGACCCGGUACACACUGCAGACCAGGAUGAGACUUCUCAGCAAACCCGGAAAGGGAGUUUCUCUUUUCUGCCACUGGUGGAAGAGGGGAACAGGAUGAAACCAUCCCCAGAUACAGCAGGCGAAGGGCUAGCACAGGAGAAAAGUAGACCAGCAGACUCGGGGAAACUGGGGGCUCCACAGCGUAUCCCCACUAUCGCUUUACCCCCGGAUGACUUAGAAGACUCGCCCCCGUCGCUGCCACAACAUACCUGUUGGGAAGAACAAGGUUUCAAAGGCCACUUUUUGUCUGCACCCAGAGCAGGACCAUCUGGAAGAAGGCUGGUCCCCAGUGAGGCAGCGACUUCCCCCAACCCCAGCUCUCUAGGAGAGAGCAGCACGUGCUCCCCCGCAGCCAGCAGUGUUUGGGAAGAGGCUUCCCAGGCCGCUGGGGAAUACUGGCAGCGCCAAGAGCCACCUGGCCCCAAGCCCUGGACCAGCCCUGGUCCAACAGGGCUAACUUGGCGGGAGGACAUGCCACAUGCCCUCACAUGGGAAGCUGAAGGUUCGGAUCCCUCAGAUUUCAGGACCCUCUCUCCAAGAGGCAUUUUGCUAGCUGAUGCUGCUGAGAAACCUGAGCCCUCUGCUCCUGCUCUGCUGGAGAAGGCGGCAAGCAAGCCCCCUGCAGUCCCGCCCAAGACCGAGAAGGCCCUGCGAAGGGCAAAGAAGCUGGCAAGCAAGAGGAGGAAGAGUGAUCAGAUGCUGGAGAAGCAUCCCGAAGCCUGGGAGGGCAAGUCCUUCACAGAGGACAUUCAGGGGACAGAGCGAAGGCCUGUGUCUCCUGGAAAAGGCCCUCGGCCCAGGUUCCCUGCCAUUCGCUCCCUGCCCCCGCCCACACACCGCCACUCAGUGUCCUGUGGCUGGGAGCCAACAGGGAGGCGGCCUUGGGGACCCCAGUCCCUCACACCUCUUCCCCCUUACCCCGCCACCCAGAAGGUGCUCCAGGAUCCCCAGUCAGGACAAUACUUUGUCUUCGAUGUGCCUCUCCAAGUGAAAAUCAAGACUUUCUAUGACCCUGAGACUGGCAAGUAUGUCAAGGUCUCUGUCCCAUCCUCUGAGGAGGCCUCCUCAGAGCCACCUCUGCAGGAUGCCCUGACUGCUCCCUACCUACUGUACCCCAGCUUCCGGCCAGUGCCUGUGACUUCCUUGAUGCCCCUGCGUUGCUCCUCUCAGCUUGCAGCCCCCACCUUUCUCAGGCAGGGUUCUGGCCACAGGCCCCAGAGUUCCCAGGGCGCUCGACUGCAGCCUCCCACGGAACGCCUGGGCAAGUCCACCCAGCAUGCCUCUGCCCAGCGUCCCUGUGGGCCUCCCCAUAGUCCAGAGGAAGAGAGUGCAGAAGCUCCAAGCCUAAAUAUCAUCUCCACAGACGAUCUAGAGGACUUUGCCACAGAGGGUGUUUCUUGAGAACGGCAGCAGACUGACCUCCCCCACUCAAAAACAAGAAAAGCUUACAGUCACAGACCCUCUCCAACAGUCUCUCUCUCUCUCUCUCUCUCUCUCU